Neurospora tetrasperma FGSC 2508 is the source of this 1953-nucleotide messenger RNA. RefSeq lists its product as uncharacterized. Bases 1 to 1953 code for a protein of 650 amino acids. Gene Ontology annotation, biological process: response to oxidative stress. The transcript has 3 exons. NCBI's taxonomy places the organism in Eukaryota, Fungi, Ascomycota, Sordariomycetes, Sordariales, Sordariaceae. The record is from RefSeq and is a predicted model, not a curated record. Gene Ontology annotation, molecular function: heme binding; oxidoreductase activity, acting on single donors with incorporation of molecular oxygen, incorporation of two atoms of oxygen; peroxidase activity.
AUGCCCAACACCCUCUCCAAACCAAACGGCACUACCUCUGCCGCCUCGUCCAAUGGAGACGACAAGGGCAAGAAGCAGGUUGAACUCCAACCCUCCUUCACACCCACUCUCCUCGAACGCCUCGGCAUCACCUCCUUUCACCUUCUCAACAAGUUGAUCCCAUGGUACAAACUCCCCGGCUUCAUCGGCGCCUUCAACCUGGCCUUUCUGCGCAUCGAGCUCCGACAAUACAACCUGCACGACGCCUAUGCGACUUCCCAAGCCCAAGGCAGUUCCAUCACCGACCCUCUUCCCAACGAACGAUACCUGGGCGCCCGUCACUCCGAUGGCAAGUUCAAUGACUUGAAACAGCCAAAGAUGGGAUGCACGGGCAUGAGGUUCGGGAGGAAUUUCCCGCGGGAGGUUUGUGGAAAACCCAGCGAAGCGGAGCUGAUGACGCCGAAUCCGAGGAUGAUUAGUGAGAGGUUUAUGGCGAGGAAGGAAGGGAAGUUCAUCCCGGCGACGACACUGAAUCUGUUGGCGGCGGCGUGGAUCCAGUUCCAGACGCAUGAUUGGUUUUUCCAUGAGCAGGACCCCAACGAGAAGCUCAACGUCCCGCUCUCUGAGGACGACAAGUGGCUUGACCAGCACAUGCAGUUAUACGCCACCAAGCCAGAUGAGGCUCUCGACCCAUCCGACAUCAAGUGUCCCGGGUACAAGAACCUCAACACCCACUGGUGGGACGGAUCACAAAUCUACGGCUCCUCCGAGUCCGUAACACAGACGCUCCGCAACCGUCAUCCAGACGGCAAGUUGUCCCUGGACAGUCGCGGGCGUGAGCAAUUUCUCCCUCGGGACCAGGUUGGAAAUGUCUUGACGGGCUUCACCGACAAAUGGUGGGUGGGAAUGGAGAUUCUGCACACGCUGUUUGCGCUGGAGCACAAUGCCGUUUGUGAUGCGCUGCGCAAGGAGUAUCCCGAUUGGAGCGGAGACCAGAUCUUUGACAAGGCGAGGCUGGUGAACUGUGCAUUAAUGGCCAAGAUCCAUACGGUCGAGUGGACACCGGCGAUUCUAGCGCAUCCGGCGCUGCAGAUUGGAAUGGCCGCCAACUGGUGGGGGAUUGUCGGGGAGAAGUUGACCAAGAUCGCGGGAAGACUGUCCAAGACGAGCGAGAUCAUUAGUGGAAUUCCCGGCAGCGGAGCGGAGCAGGAUGGGACGCCGUACUCACUGACGGAGGAGUUUGUGUCAGUUUAUCGGAUGCAUUCGCUGAUGCCUGAAACAAUCGCCUUCUUCUCCGCCACCGACGGCCACCACGUCACCACCAUCCCCGUGGUCGACACCACCUUCACCAAAUCGCAAACCCCCUUUGACGACGGUCUCUCCUUCGCUGACGUCUUCUACUCCUUCGGCAUCAACUACCCCGGCGCCAUCACAAACAACAACUACCCCGAUUUCUUACGCAACCUGCGCACUCCCGACGGCCAAGUCCGCGACCUCGGAACCGUAGACAUUCUCCGCGACCGCGAGCGGGGCGUCCCUCGCUACUGCGAGUUCCGGCGUAUGCUUCGUCUUUCGGUUCCCAAGACCUUCGAAGAACUUACCGGCGGCAACAAGGUCCUAGCCAAAGAACUGGCAGAAGCCUACAACAACGACAUCUCCCUUGUGGAUGCUUUGGUUGGAUCCCACUCGGAGCCGGUGAUUCCAGGGUUCGGAUUCAGCGAGACGGCGUUCAGGAUCUUCAUUCUCAUGGCGAGCAGGAGGUUGAAGAGCGAUCGGUUCAUUGCCGGCGAAUGGAACGAGGAGAUGUACACCAAGGUUGGGUUCAAGUGGGUGCAGGAUAGCGGGAUGAAGGAUGUGUUGGGAAGACAUUUCCCGGAGUUGAGGGAGACGUUGAAGGGGAGCAAGAAUGUGUUUGCGCCGUGGGAGAUGAAGGCGGGGAGCAAGGAGUACAAGGGCGUGGAGACGAAUGUGUAG